CUGCUGUAACGCUGAAACCCCGAUCGGUACUGUCCUUGUCCUGUCUCCUUGUUUCUUUCUUCUGCACUUACCAAACCAAACCCAAAAUCAAAUCUCUUUCUAUUUAUAUAUAAUAGUUGCCUAAUUGCUCACCACAAGAGAAGAGAGAGAAGGGCGGUUGCAAACACAUACGAGAUAGAACAACAACCUAGAUUCUCAUUCUAUUCAAUUCACUCACAUAUUCUGUCACCCAUUUCAGAUUUCAUCUUAAAGCACAUUAAUUUAAGUUCAAAACCUUAACUUUUUUUUGACUGUGGCGAGGAUCUUCAGAAUGGUGGUGGCUGCAGGUGCUAAGUUCAAUUUGAGAAAAGGCAAUGGUUCUUCUCAUAAUGGGUAUAGCAGCGAUGGAGAUCUUUCCAGAAUUAAUAAGAGUGGGUGUUUUUCAUCAGUGGCUGAGGUGGAUAGAGACCCUUCUUGCGUUUCAUUUACCACUUUCAACAUUCUGGCUCCGAUUUACAAACGGAUUGAUCCAAAGAACCAAGUCCCACGAGAAAGUGACUUCAGAUCAUUUUGGUUGGACAGGAAUGAAAGGAUUCUUGAUUGCUUGCUUUCCGAAUCAUCUUCCAUUAUGUGCCUCCAGGAGUUUUGGGUUGGAAAUGAAGAACUUGUUCACAUGUAUGAGGAGAGACUUGGGGAUGCUGGCUACCAUCUCUUCAAGCUUGCUCGAACCAACAACCGUGGAGAUGGUCUGCUGACUGCUAUAGAUACAGAAUGUCUAAGAGUUGUGGAUUAUCGAGAGUUGCUUUUUAACGAUUGCUGCGAUCGUGUUGCUCAGUUGUUACAUGUUCAGUCAGUUACACCCUUUGCACAAAACCAAAAAGGAAGUGUUCCCCAAGAGUUUCUGAUUGUGAACACUCACUUGUUAUUUCCUCAUGAUUCAAGUCUUUGCGUGGUGAGAUUGAAUCAGGUUUACCAAAUAUUGCAAUAUGUGGAAUUGUACCAGAGAGAAAACAGGCUCAAACCAAUGCCUAUUAUACUCUGUGGUGACUGGAAUGGAAGCAAGCGUGGACAUGUUUACAAGUUCCUUAGGUCACAGGGGUUUGUAUCAUCAUAUGAUAUUGCUAAUCAAUACAGUGACAGUUAUGCAGAUGCCCACAAGUGGGUUAGUCACCGAAAUCAUAGAGGAAAUAUCUGUGGUGUUGACUUCAUUUGGCUUUGCAAUCCCAACCAAGCACGUAAACCUUUGAAGACAAGUUGGGCUGAAGCUGUAUUUAGUAUACUAAAAUUCCAGUUACGUAAAGCUUCACUGUCUGAAGAUGAUGCAUUUGCCUUUCUGAAGGGUGACAACUACGCUGAUUCUGUUACAUAUUUUAGUUUCUCUGAAGCACUCCGUCAGGUGAAGUUAAUUGGUGUGCCCUAUGGUCUAUGCUUUCAACAGCUGCAAGAUCUAUGGAAUCAAGCAGAUGUUGAUGGAAAUGGUGUCAUCGACUUCGAAGAAUUCAAGCAGAAGAUUUGGAAUUCUGCAUGUCCAGAACAUGUGUUGGAAAAUUUGAAUGGAUGCAUGGAACAUGGUAACACAGAACAGGAGCAAGAAGCCCUUGGUUUUCAAGUGAAGAAUGCGAUGCUGUAUCCGCGUGAAGUGGAGAGAGGACAAUGGCCAGAAGACUACUCUCUUUCUGAUCAUGCUAGACUCACAGCUGUGUUUUCACCAGCAAGGAUGAGAUGUUCUGCCUCACAAAACUAUAGUUAGUUAGCUAGCUAGCUGGCACUCAUACUAUAAAUCUUCUUAGAAUUGACCAAAAAAAAUUGUGGAGAUAUAAGGUAUAACCCACAGAAAAAAUAUUCAAUUUUGCGACAAGUUUGGUAUAGGGGUAAGGUAAAGAAAAGUGGUUAAGUUUUCACUUUGAUUUUUGUGUUCCUUAACAAACAUGCCAUGCCAUUAGUCUGUCUUGUAUAUGUGUGGAGUCAAAUUAAUGUAGUGGAUGCUGUAAUCAGUUUUGAUAAGCCCUGGCCAUGCUUUUUUCUCUGGUAAUGGGAUAACAAUGUAAAGAUUUUAUUUUUUUUUGUUGAUAUAAAUGGAUGUCUAUAUUCUCUAUUUCAUUUUCCCA
Molecule: messenger RNA, 2087 nt
Organism: Cajanus cajan (pigeon pea)
Lineage: Eukaryota; Viridiplantae; Streptophyta; Magnoliopsida; Fabales; Fabaceae
Product: putative calcium-binding protein At1g02270
Molecular function (GO): 3'-5'-RNA exonuclease activity; calcium ion binding
Source: RefSeq, a predicted model, not a curated record